Molecule: messenger RNA, 168 nt
Organism: Parastagonospora nodorum SN15
Lineage: Eukaryota; Fungi; Ascomycota; Dothideomycetes; Pleosporales; Phaeosphaeriaceae
Exons: 2
Coding region: 1-168 (55 amino acids)
Source: RefSeq, a predicted model, not a curated record
AUGUCGGAACGUGACUCGGAUGCAAUUUAUAGCCCACCCGAUAGCGUGACGCUAUCCAUAUCAUUAUUGAAUGCUACGCGACUGGUGGAUCUCGCCGCCCGUAUUAUUCUUCUUGUUCACAGCUUGGUUCCAACAUCAUGCGCGAAGAAGAAAGAGCCCAAGAUUUAA